Leptidea sinapis is the source of this 4880-nucleotide messenger RNA. It is a transcript of the gene Synj, whose product is annotated as synaptojanin-1. The coding region runs from base 140 to 3418 and encodes 1092 amino acids. NCBI's taxonomy places the organism in Eukaryota, Metazoa, Arthropoda, Insecta, Lepidoptera, Pieridae. The transcript has a single exon. Gene Ontology annotation, molecular function: phosphatidylinositol-4,5-bisphosphate 5-phosphatase activity. Gene Ontology annotation, biological process: phosphatidylinositol dephosphorylation; synaptic vesicle endocytosis. The record is from RefSeq and is a predicted model, not a curated record.
CAUUACUCGAGAUUCGAGAAAUUUGCAAUCACCAAUCAGAAUAAAAUACAUACGUACCUAUUUGUAAUUUCAUCAAUAUAAACUUUAUGGGGGUGGAUGGCGGACUAGAACUACCUAUUGUGAUACUAAAACCGGUAAAAUGGCAAUGUCCAAAGGUUUCAAAGUAUUCGAAAAGUCAGCACCACCUAAUCCAUACAGUAUAAUUCUACAACACCGAAAUAAAGAUACAGCUUUACUAUUUGAAUCUCAAGCUGUUGUGUCUCUUUCCUCACAAGAAACCGAAACGUUACGGAAGUUAUAUCAUAAAAUAGCAGACGCCUACGGAUGCCUAGGAGUGCUACAAUUAAACGCUGGUGAAACUUGUAUGCUGUACCUAGUUCUUAUUACUGGGUGCAGUUCUGUCGGGAAAAUAGGCGACACUGAGGUUUUUAAAAUAACACAAUCACAAUUCCUACCUUUGUUUUAUCAUUCACAUGGAGAAGAUAAGGUUGGAGAAGUAAGGAAAUUAUUAAACUCAGGUACAUUUUACUUUUCUUGGAAUUCAGGAAAAACGAAUGAUAAUCUUUUUGACCUAACAUUAUGUGCUCAGAGGAAAAGCAAGGGAGCCAACUCGGAUAAUAGAUUUUUUUGGAAUCGAACCUUAUUCAUACAUCUCAUUAGGUUUGGUAUAGAAGUUGAGGACUGGCUUACAAGAGCAAUGUGUGGAUCUGUUGAGAUUCGCACCAUUUAUGUAGGUCACAGACAAGCAAGAGCUGUGCUAGUGUCUAGACUUAGUUGUGAAAGAGCAGGUACUAGAUUCAAUGUAAGAGGCUGUAAUGAUGAUGGCAAUGUUGCUAAUUUUGUUGAAACUGAACAAGCUGUUUAUAUAGAUGACUCUGUAUCUUCAUAUAUUCAGACUAGGGGAUCUGUACCUUUGUUCUGGGAACAGCCUGGUGUACAAGUUGGAUCUCACAAAGUUAAAAUGUCUCGAGGGUAUGAUGCCUCUACUAGUGCAUGUGAAAGACAUUUUGCUCAAUUAAAACGUAACUAUGGUUCUAUCUUUGUGGUAAAUCUUCUGGGUUCAAGUAUGAUUGGUGGUAGUGAAGGGGAAGCAACCUUGAGCAAUGCAUUUCAAAAACAUCUUAAUGAAUCAGCCCAUUGUGAUAUAGUCCAGAUUAUAUUUGACUAUCAUCAGGAAGUGAGAGGCUCAUCUAUUGAAAAUGCACUGGCCAAAUUUAAAAAAAUAAUUGAGCAACACUAUGAUGGCAUUAGUAUAUUUAGUGCUAAAGGUACAGACAUUUAUAAUGUCCAGAAAGGUGUUAUACGAACCAAUUGUUUGGAUUGUCUUGACCGAACUAAUUCAAUACAAACAUUCAUUGGACUAGAAAUGCUGGGCAUUCAGUUAAUGCUCCUUCAAUGUAUAGAUAAAAAACAGAAUGUCAAUCGGUUUGAAGAAGUAUUCAAACAAAUGUGGAUAAAUAAUGGAAAUGAAAUCUCAAAAAUUUAUGCUGGCACAGGAGCUAUUCAAGGAGGCUCUAAGUUGAUUGACGGAGCUAGAUCUGCAGCAAGAACAAUACAAAAUAAUUUACUUGAUAAUUCUAAACAAGAAGCUAUUGAUAUAUUGUUGCUGGGGUCAACAUUAAACUCAGAACUUGCUGAUCGUACAAGAAUAUUAUUACCAUCUAAUAUUUUACACACAUCAACACCAGUGUUGAGAGAAAUGUGCCGUAGAGCUAAUGAAUUUACUCAACCUACAAAUAUUCGUAUCACUAUUGGAACUUACAAUGUAAAUGGUGGAAAGCAUUUUCGAAGCCUAGCCUAUAAGGAUGUGUCUUUAGCUGAUUGGCUUCUUGAUUGUCCAAAUUCAGCAUUGGUUAACACUGUCAAUUUAAAAGAUCAUCCAUCAGAUAUAUUUGCUAUAGGUUUUGAAGAAAUUGUUGACUUAAAUGCAAGCAACAUAAUGGCUGCUAGUUCUGACAACGCGAAAGCUUGGAGUGAAGAACUUGAAAAAGUUCUGUGUAGAGAUGCAUCAUACACUCUACUUUCUAGCCAUCAGUUGGUUGGUGUUUGUCUGUUUAUAUUUGUAAGAAAAGAUUUAGUUCCACAUAUCAGAGAUGUAGCACUUGAUUCAGUUAAAACUGGCCUGGGAGGUGCAACUGGAAAUAAAGGGGCUGUUGCUAUUCGGUUAGUUAUUUAUGGUACAUCACUAUGUUUUGUUUGCGCUCAUUUUGCUGCUGGACAGUCUCAAGUAAAUGAACGAAAUGCUGAUUACACUGAAAUUACACGCAAAAUAGCGUUUCCGAUGGGUCGCUCCCUCUAUUCACACGAUUAUGUCUUCUGGGCUGGAGAUUUCAACUAUCGUAUUGAUUUGGAUAAAGAUGAAACACGUUUACUUGCGUCUCAAAACAAUAUACAACGAUUGCUAGAGCAAGACCAACUUUUACGACAAAAGUCACAAGGACUAGUUUUCAAGAAUUGCUUUGAAGGGGAAAUAAAUUUUUUCCCAACAUACAAAUACGACUUAUUUAGUGAUGAUUAUGAUACUAGCGAAAAAUGUCGGGCACCAGCGUGGACCGAUCGUAUUUUGUGGAGAAGUCGUAAACAUACAAUCGAUCCUGAUUCAACGUCGGAAUUUGCCGCCGGAAAGCUAUUACAUUAUGGCCGAGCGGAACUCAAGCAAAGUGAUCAUCGACCCGUUAUCGCAAUAUUGGAAGUCGAAGUUUUGCAAGUUAGCUAUACAAAAUGUAUGGAAGUGUUCUAUGAAGUCGUCAAGGACCUCGGACCACCUGAUGCGUGUAUAAUUAUUGAGCCAGUUGAAGAAGUUGACAGUGAAGAUACAAUAUUUAAUGAUAACCUAAUGGCCACAGUAUUACAAGAGCUAGCAACAUUUGGCGAAGUUACAUUAGUCCGAUUUGUAGAUGAUCAUACUUUAAGUGUCACAUUCAGAGAUGGUCAACACGCUUUAGCUGCAGCACAGAAGGGGACAAUCUCAGCCUCACAAAUUCCUCUCCAAGUGACGCUGAAGUCGACAGAUUGGGUGGAUAUAGUUAAAUCCGAGAUAAGUCUGUGUACUAAUAAUACUGUACCACUGUUUGGAGAUAUUCCAUUGGAUCGUCCGUUGCGCUCAGCUCCACCAACACCUAGAAGACAACAGCCAAGUCGACCACCUGCACCGUCUCCUACUCCACUUCUACCUUCUCGGGCGCCGGCUCCAACCCCAGCCAGACCUCCACCUAGACCAGUGCCACUUCCUCCACAGCCUGAGCCAGCUUCAGAGCCCUCUCUAAAUUCUCCUCUGGCUGACUCUGCUCCACCAUCGUGUGCACCUCCACCACCUCCCUCAGCAAACACCUCUCCUCCUCUCGGUGGACCACCUCCACCUGUUCCUGCUAGACAAGGUGCCCCACCUCCGUUACCAGUAAGACCGCGACCAGUUUAAAUCUUCCUAUCAAAAUUUAUAUCAUUAUGUUUUUUUACUGGUAUUGUUUGUAUUUUGUUCUUAAUAGUUUAAUAAUGUAAGUAUUAUAGGUUCUUGUAUUUUGUAUUGGCUGUGAUACAAUGUUUAUUGAAAAUCAAUCAUUUUGUCUUAAUUAGUAUUUCACUAUAUUUUUAUUUGUGUGAUGUAAGAUUAUUGUAUUAUUUGCAAUAUUUUGUUCCUGAAUGCUAUUGUAUCCUGGUUCUAAGUCAAAAUUUUGAGAUAAGUUUAUUAUUAAUUUGUCUUAGAUAUUUUUUUUAUGUUUGCUGACAUUCAUUUUCAGUACCAGUGGAUCUCUUUUUUAGCUUGUUUUCCAAUUUUUAUAAUAUUAAUUUAUAGGUUUCUUCAGGUGGCUUCAAAUUAGAUCCUGUUUUAUAAUGUGUUUUGUUUACUUGUUUUGAGUUUAUUUUAUAUUAUUUAUAUAUUUAAUUUAUACUUUAUGGAGCUACUUAACUAACUAUAUUGUCUACUGCCCUUUUUAAUUUUUUUUUAUAUAUUCAACAAUUUCAUAUUUCAAUGUUAUAUAAUUACCAUAUUUAUUGUUUAAUUAUUUAUAGUACAAGUAUAUACUUAAUAUUUUCUUUAUUAUGUAUUUAACUCUGUUGUAUUAAUCAUACAAUGAUAACAAAACGAAUUCUCUUAUAAUUCCAUUUAUAUAAUAUAAUAGGCUUAAUUAGAACUUGUUAAGUUUGAUAAUUAUUGUAGAGGAAAAUGUAGGUGUUAAUGAUUGUAUGUAAUUGAUGUGUUUUAAUGCUGGUAGUAAUAUAUGUAGGAAUUUCUGAUCAUGCAAAUAAUAUUUUCAAUUGUAUUGAGUUUCUAAUGUACUUACACUUUCUUAGCUGUAUAGGCCCAGCACAGAUUUUGAACUGAAACAAUUGUGGAAUUAUUGUGGUGAUAGAUAUAUUGAGUCACACACUCCAAGAAGUUACGAUAGAAUUUUGGACCCUCAUUAUUGGGCAUUCAAUAAAUUAAAAUGGAAAGAGUAUGCAUUAUAAUAUAAAUUAAUUAUAUAAAUAAAAAAAAUAAAGAUUGGUGAUAGUACUAUGUAUACAAAUUGUAUGUUAUGUUGAUAAAAUAAAUUAAAUCCAUAAACCAUUAUCAAAUUAGGUAUCUGGUCAAAAAUAUACUCAUAUAAUAUAGAUAAGAUUAAGAUUAUCAAAGCUUAAACUUAAAUAUUUGAUGCAUUUCACAAUAAUGGUUAUUGUUAAGUAGGUACCUGAUUUUAUUUAUUUUUUAUUAUAUUCAAUAUAGGUAUAUUGAAAAACUGGUGAAUGCUAAAGGACAAAUUAUAUUAUAAGAUUUACGCAUUGAUUUAAAGCACUCAUAGCUGAGAUGUAAUGUAUGUAGUGCAAAAAUUGAAGGCUCUCAGUAAAUAUAUAGUGGCCAGUGUGUUCUAUAUCAAAGUUGAAUAAAUAAUAUUAAAGAC